AUGGAAUUCAACCUUUCAGGCCUCCUUCGGUUUGAAGCAAAUCUCUGGGAUUCUGAACCAGAGGAUAUUUUCCUUUGUGGUGAUUAUUUUGGUUGCAAUAAUACUGUUGUCUUAUUAUACAAUGGUAAUCACCGGAGCUAUGAGCAACAAGGCCAUCGUUCACAAUCGCAGGGACUAAGCGAUUUUGAAGCUGAUCGUGUGACUUCUCAGCCUUCUCAACAAAUAGGUACCAUAAGGCCUUGUCCUAGAGCUAAAUGGAGUCACCAAAUGAAGCUAUUUCUUAUUCAACUCUUGAAAGAUCAUGAUGUGCCUGGUUUUCGAAACCAAAAUGCAUGGAGUAAGGAAGCAUGGACAAGUAUUACUUCUCAAUUGAAUACCAAGUUUGUUGUGUCAUUCACUGUUAACCAAGUCAAGCAAAAGGAGCAGGAUUUAAAAAAAGAUUAUCGAAGUGUAAAAGACUUGUUAGUUGAAAGUGGUUUUGGAUGGGAUAGCGUGAGAAUGAUGGUAGAUGCACCAGCAGAUAUUUGGGCUACAUUUGCUGCUCGCAAGAACAGCAAGGAUGCCCUCCAAUGGCGAGACAAGUCUUUCCCAUACUAUGAUGAAUUGGUUCCACUCUACGACGGCCGUCAUGCUGAAGGAAGGACUCGUCGUGGUAUGGACUAUUAUGCAAGCAGGGCAAAUAAUGUGGUGAUUUCUGUUGAUGAACCGCCUGAUGCUUAUCAGUCUCCAUCACCUACUUUACAAGGUGCCGGAGAAUACGGUAUGCAUUUUUCUAUUGAGGAAGAGACCGAGGAUUUCAUUGCGGAUGCUACCCAGCGUUCAUCAACACCUUUUCAACAAAUGAAAUCCACACCAAGCUCUGCACAAGCACGUACUGAGAAGCCUAGCAGCAGACGUGUAAAAAAACAAAAGAGAAGUACUGUUGAACCUCCCGAGGGAUUUCAUGAGAGAUACCUAAAGCUGAAGCAGAAAGAAAUAGACCGAUUUGCAGCUAUCGAGGAGAAGAAAGCUUCUAUUGAGGAGAAGAAAGCAGAGGAUCCCUACAGCAUUAACAAGUGUAUUAUAACUCUUGAAGGGUUAGAUGGUCUACAAGUGAGUGACAUUUUGUUGGCGUCAGAUAUCUUCCAAGCAAAAGAUCACCGGGAAGUUUUCUUAUCAUUUUCUAGUGAUGAACUACGGUUGGCUUGGAUUAAAAGGGAGAUUACACGUAGCAACACAAAUUAUCAGUGCUAGAACCUGCAUCUCAUGGUGUCAUGUGGUGAUUAGCAUAUAGUUUGGUCAUUUGGUGGUUAGUAUAUUUUGGUAUGCCGUGAGGUCAGUAGUAGAACCUGCAUAUCUCAUGGUGUCAU
Molecule: messenger RNA, 1349 nt
Organism: Brachypodium distachyon (stiff brome)
Lineage: Eukaryota; Viridiplantae; Streptophyta; Magnoliopsida; Poales; Poaceae
Product: L10-interacting MYB domain-containing protein
Exons: 4
Coding region: 1-1233 (410 amino acids)
Source: RefSeq, a predicted model, not a curated record